This is a messenger RNA of Grus americana (Whooping crane), 8413 nucleotides long. RefSeq names its product cholinergic receptor muscarinic 5 (gene CHRM5). The coding region runs from base 803 to 2389 and encodes 528 amino acids. Lineage: Eukaryota; Metazoa; Chordata; Aves; Gruiformes; Gruidae. The transcript has 3 exons. The record is from RefSeq and is a predicted model, not a curated record. Gene Ontology annotation, biological process: adenylate cyclase-inhibiting G protein-coupled acetylcholine receptor signaling pathway; chemical synaptic transmission; G protein-coupled receptor signaling pathway, coupled to cyclic nucleotide second messenger. Gene Ontology annotation, cellular component: dendrite; synapse; plasma membrane. Gene Ontology annotation, molecular function: G protein-coupled serotonin receptor activity; G protein-coupled acetylcholine receptor activity.
CUGCUUUUUUCUUCUAGUAGACACUGCUGUCCAUCAGAAGAAAUAAUUAAUGGGUCUAUUAUGUAUGAAAGCGUCAUCCUGUCAGUUAAGUGACUGGUUUGAAUAGCUCAUAUCUGCUACUCAUUGAUGCCAUGCGUGCUCACUGUCCUGAGAGAUGACAAAACACUACACCCUUUGGGAUUUUUACCCCCUCUGUUCUAAAGCAGCAUUUCACAUCUGUGUCUGACAGAAGCAUAAGGAGCUGAGAGAGGCAGACCUUCAUCAUCCUUCACAGAAUAACGCUGCAUGGGUUAAAAGUUAAGAUCUGAUGUCUACUGAUCCUGCAUUUUUCCUACAAAAAUCUAAAAUGUGGAGGCUACCAAAAUAUGUAGGGAGAUAACUUUCCAGUGUUGGAAUCAUCUACAGAAAACAGAUGGAAUUUACUGGAUACUAAAUCUUUGAAUUUUUAAAUGGGUGCUGAAUACUUGAGUUAACUGGGGGCAGAAUAAACAAAAAUGCUGAAUGUGGAAGAAAUCAGAUAUUGGAGAUACCUGGAAAUAAACUGGAAACAACCAAUACCACAAGAUGAAGCAGCAGUGAACAAUAAGACGCUGUGGAAAAAGAAAUCACAAGACGAGAGUGCACAAUGCAUUUCAAGUAGAAAAAAGCUUCCUAUCUGCUGAGUGAGUCUCAGUAUAUUCUGACAGAGAACAGAUAAAGCUUCAAUCAAGUAUCUCCUAGCUGUCUCUCAAAGAAUAUUUUCAAGUACAGAAACCAAUAUGCAACAGUGCUAAGAUCUGAUGACAAUACACCAAGAAUAAGAAUGGAAGUAAAUUUAUUCAGCAAUUCUACUGUUGUAAACAGUUCAUCCAUCAACCAUAAGCAGUUAGAAGGGCAUAGCCUCUGGGAAGUCAUUACUAUUGCCACUGUAACGGCAAUUGUAAGCUUAAUAACCAUAGUGGGAAAUAUUCUUGUAAUGAUAUCCUUCAAGGUUAACAGUCAGCUCAAAACUGUCAACAAUUAUUACUUGCUCAGCCUCGCCUGUGCAGAUCUCAUCAUUGGAAUAUUUUCUAUGAACCUUUACACAUCCUAUAUACUCAUAGGGCAUUGGUCUCUUGGAAGCCUUGCCUGUGACCUGUGGCUAGCACUGGACUACGUAGCUAGCAAUGCCUCAGUAAUGAACCUCCUAGUUAUCAGUUUUGACAGAUAUUUUUCCAUCACAAGGCCUUUAACUUACAGGGCCAAACGCACGCCCAAAAGAGCUGGCAUCAUGAUUGGUCUGGCUUGGCUCAUUUCCUUCGUGUUGUGGGCACCCGUAAUCUUGUGCUGGCAGUAUUUUGUGGGUGAACGAACAGUACCGCCUGAAGAGUGCCAGAUACAGUUUUUAUAUGAGCCCAUUAUCACCUUUGGUACUGCAAUUGCUGCUUUUUACAUUCCAGUGUCAGUGAUGACCAUUCUGUAUUGCCGCAUCUAUAAAGAGACAGAGAAACGUACCAAGGACCUUGCUGAACUGCAGGGUUCGGAGUCUGUGGCCGAAUUUGAGAUGAUUAAGCCUCAGAAAGCUCUCCUGAAGUCUUGCUUCAGUUGCAAGCAGCAAAACUUAGUCAAAAGAGAGAGGUGUCAGGCUUCCUGGUCUUCAUCUAGUCGAAGUACGUCAGCUACGGUGAAAGCCUCUCAGGCAGCGAGUACUUGUAACGACUGGGCUAAGGCUGACCAGUUAACCACCUGCAGCAGCUACGCAUCUUCAGAAGAGGAGGAUAAACUUGCCGCUGAUUCAGUUUUCCAAGUAACUUACAAAAGUCCAUCUAAAGGUAAGGCAGAAGAGUUUAAUGAGAGUACGGAUGUUGUUGUCAAAGACCAACCUGAAGAAAAUGAUUUUGAGAAUCAGAAAUACUUUUUGUCACCUGCCAAAGGCCAUGUACAAAAAAGUAAAAAAUGUGUGGCCUAUAAAUUCCGGUUGGUGGUUAAGGCUGAUGGCACCCAGGAAGCCAACAAUGGUUGCCGUAAAGUAAAAAUAACUCCUUGUUCUGCUGCUCUGUCAAAGGAUCCUUCCAUCAAAAGCAUGGAUCCAAAUAUAAAUAACCAAAUCACCAAAAGGAAACGGAUGGUUCUUAUAAAGGAACGCAAAGCAGCACAGACUUUAAGUGCCAUUCUUUUGGCUUUUAUCAUCACAUGGACUCCCUACAAUAUCAUGGUUUUGAUCUCCACAUUCUGCUCUGACUGCAUUCCCCUGACAUUGUGGCACCUUGGUUAUUGGCUAUGCUAUGUGAACAGCACUGUUAACCCCAUUUGUUAUGCCCUCUGUAACAAAACUUUCAGGAAAACUUUUAAGAUGCUACUUUUCUGCCAGUGGAAAAAGAAAAAAGUGGAAGAAAAACUAUACUGGCAGGGCAAUACCAGAUUGCCAUAAUUGCUCUUCUGUAAGGGAUGAGGGGGAAAAUAGAUAUUGAUGUAACCUAGUAAAUUGACUGUAAUUCUGUCUUUUCAAAGCUGUUGCUUUAUAUGUCUAGGGGUUAAAAAAAUUCUGCAGAAAAUUUUGCAUGAAAGUAGUGUGCUUGGGAUAAAGAAGUCAGCGUCUGCUGUAAGCAGCAUGGGGUGUUUGUGAUUAUGCAGUAGAUCUGUGUUAAAGUUACUACGUUUGGGGUCUUCUGUCCUUUCUUUCAGCCUGAGAAAGUGUAGAGGAAAUGAUAAACUACUAGAAAUUAGAGUGAGAUGGUCAUCUAGUCAUCAGGUCACGUCAUCCAGUCUAUCUCCCUGUAGUGCAGAACUGUUUCUUCCUAUAGUUCCUUUCUUCCUUUCUAGUGUAUUGUCUAUUUAGUUUUCAGCAUACCAAGCAAUGGAGCUUGUACUAUUUCCAUUUUGAGGCUUUUCCGCCUGCUGUGGGAAUAAAACAAGGACUAUUUAAAGGGGGAAAUGCUGUCAUCCCCAAUAGUAAAUGGUUAGGGAGAUUCAGAAUACUCCAAAUGAACACACAUAGGAGAAUGUAAUACUGAGAAAAUUUCCACUUUAAGGAUGACUUUUGUGGAGACAUAGGAAGGGCUGAUAGUGGAGGACAUAGGUAAUGUAUUUUGUAUACGAAGAAGCCAGUCCCAAUCUCAGUUCCAUCAUGCAAGUCACUGCCACCAGUAAAAAUGGUCAUAGUUAGCAAACACCUCUGAUUUUUUCCAUUUCCCAAUGCUUCUGAAGGAAAUUUAAAAAAUUUAUGUGAUAGUGACAAUGGUACAAAUCAGAACUGACUGUAUAGCUUAAUGGACAUAGUCUGUCUAGUUUACAACACAAGGAAAGGUUUUUUUGCAAUCAUCUCCUUUGUUGCACUUAUCCUUGCCCCAAAAGUUUCCAUUAAUGAUGGGAUGAUGCAGAACAAGAGAAAAAUAUGUAUUGAUGCCCUGUGCUUUUACCUAUAUGUUAUGAGAUUAUUAAAAACAGUGACAGAAUUGGCAUCUCAUAAAGAAGAAAGAUUUUUAAAGUAUUUUUUUAAUAUUUCCAUGAAAUUAUUAAGGACACUUUGCACUUUCAUAGCACUUCUUAUCUUUAAAUAGCUUUACAAAUGCUAAUCAACCUUAGGUGUUUGGAAACAUAGUUUAUCUCCAGCCAGUAUCUUCUGGUCCGGCAGAACCAUGUCUGCUACAGGACUACCCCUUUGACAGUUGUGGCUUCUGGGACUGGUGUGUACUGGCCUAGUUAUGACGAGCUGAGUGAGGCUCUGGCCACUAGCUGAGGUUUGUCGGGGCUUUGGGUAUGGUGAGGACGCUUCUGUGGCCGGGGUGAGCUUCAUAUGCCUGCCUGACGCUCAUGUUACAUCGGCAGGAGUCCUGCAGCAUUGGCCAAGUGAGUCCAAGGCCACUGGAACGGAGCUGGUGACCCGGCUCCUUGUGGCGGGAACAAAUGUGAAGCCUCAGAAAAAGCCAUGAGAAAACAAAGUUAAUGGCGACAGGAGUCAUAAGGAGUCAAGUGCUAAAGUAAACAAAUGUUUAUGAGUAAAUGAGAAGAACUCCACAUAUGCAAAGUUCAGAUUCAGCUCUAACCUUUCUAUCAGAAUUCAGAGUGAGAUGCUCUGGAAUAUUAGUUUGGGCCAAUCUUGAUAUUAUAUCUACUUAUAUGCAUCAGUGGGACAUUGCAGUGGUGACACGACCCAGUUGCACAUUUCAGGGAUUGUAUUAGUCAUCCUGAAUGUACCAUUGCUCUCAGAGAAAUUGUUCAUUUAAUUUAUUAAAUUAUCAUAACAUCAAAAUGUUUCCCUACAGAUACAUAAUUCCUCCAUGUCAACAGCCACAGUAAAAGUAAUUAAUUUUUUCAUCCCCAAUCUCCAGAGGGGAGAAUUGUGUCAGUGAAAGAUUAUCAGUGUAGUAAUGUAAAACUAUGUUUUCUAAAUUCAUAUGAUUGAUUUUGUAACACACCAUACUGUGCCUAUUAUUUUUUGUGCAUUAGAAUAUGAUUGUUUAUUAAAGGAAAGUAUGGGUCUUAAUAAAGACCCUUUCACCAGCUUUCCUCUGUCACUAUCCAGAGCUUUUCCUGUGUACGGUAACUAUGUACAAGUUGGUUAUUAUAAUGGUUUUAUUUUAUAUUACAUUGGAUCGGACAUUCAGUAAACUGUGUUUGAUUUUUAGCAAAUUAAUGUGUCCCUCUGUGGCACAAGCUGUAGUUAAAGGCAAAAUUUAUGAGGUAGUAACAGUUGCUGCUAGCUGCGGUGUUGUUGCUAAAGUAAAGCAUUGGCUUCCACUGAAAUUAAAUGGGAUAUUUUUUUGUUGGUUUUGGCUUCUGUUGAACUAGAGUGUUCUGUAAAUGUUUAUGGACUCUGUGCUCAGUAAAUGUAUUAGAAUACACGGUGAUGGAUGCAACAAUGUUGGUUCAAUGUAGUUGUGAAAAAUGUGCUCAAACCAUGAUGCUAGCACUGCACCAUGUGAGAGGUUACGUGGCCAAACAUGGGUACAUUGUAAAUACCUAGAAUUAUAAAAAGAGGUGUGUGUUGCUUUAUCGUUUGUUCUUCAAAAAAAAUCAAAACCACAAAAAGAAAAAUGUGAUCCUCAUCAGAGUAUCAGUUAGUACUUAAUUAUAUUUUGUUUUCAAAUUAUAUUUUGUACUUUUAAAAAGUGUUGUGGGACUUUCACAGUGUAAAACAAUCUUGUUAUCUGUAUUUCUGUCCUUUUAAUGAACCUUUUACUGAUCCUAUCAUUGAUUAUGGUCAUGGACCGAUGAAAAGAUCUUUUUUUAUAAGAUUACAUUUUAUUUAUGCAUAAUUACAUACAUAUACGUAUAGAGAGAUAUGUAUGUAUGUGUUAUCAAUAUAGGUGCAUAAAUCUACAACCCUAACUAAGCUUUUCAGAGACCCAGCACACUUUAAUAUUUUUGAAAAUUAAAUUUUCCCACAAAUUGGGUGUAUGUUUUUCGUCUUUCCCUUUUCAUACAUACUAGUCUCCCUAUAUAUCCCAGAUCCCCAUAAAUUAUCAAGUAGUAUUAAUUUUCUGUAAAUACAAUUUGUUUGUAGAUAAAUACUUGGAAGAGUUCCCAGAAUUUUUAAACGGGUGUAGAACAGCUAGGUACAGUUGUGCACUUUCUGUGACUGCUUAGCACAGAGUGAAGAGCUUUGCAAAGUAUGGAAAGUCAAGAUAGAACAUAAAUGCAGGGGUUUCCUUUACAGAAAAAUCCUGUUGAAUUGAGGAAGGAUGAAAUCAAAAGGGUUACAGAGAAAAUACUAUAAGAACCUGUAAAAUAGGACAGAGCAUAUUUUGCCAUCAAUGAUAUAAUUCAAUUGCUAAUCAUGUUUAUCCUACUUAACUAUGCAUGUCAAUUAGUAACUGCUAUUAACUGUUGAAAGUUAUUUUUAUAUGUGGAUUUUUGUUCCUCAUCUCUAUUGUAGCCAUAAUGAGACCCGCAUUUGGAUGUAUGGACUUGAGGAGUCUAGAUCCAGAGACAGUGAUGCACUUCAAGGAGAAAUCCUUAGUUGUACUUCCUUAUUACCCUUUAGAUAUUGUUCCAGUUUUAGAGCUGAGUCUCAUGAAAAGUCCCCAUCUCUAAUUUAAUUAUUCUGAUCAUUUUAUCUCCCAGAUAGGGCUUUUCUCAGAACCCUGUGACAUUGCCUCCUUGUCAUAUUUGAUAGAUGACCUGAACAUGUCAAACUCAUUUAAGUGGAAAAUCUUAACGUAGUCAAGGAUAGUCACAUACCUGAAGGAAUAAAAAUGUCACUGGGAUGUGGUAAGUAUGUUAAAUUUAAAUGAGAAGUCAUUUCAACAAUUAAAGAAUCCCAUAUCAAUCUGGAAGAUGCUGCUUUCUCUUAGAACACGGUUGUUGUGAAACUGGAUACCCAGUUUGAAACUGAAUUGAAUACCUGUGGACUUCUUUUCAGACUCUGGAUUUUGCAUAGAAUUUUGUAAGAUGCUGCUUUACUUGUGGUAGUUAGCAGUUUCCAAAUCACCCCUUCAUAGUCUGGGAUUCCCAAAAUCUUCAUACCAAAGGAGAAUUUUUGGUUUUUUAUUUUUUAAAGUUACUGUAUAAUUUUUAGGGGACAUACGUACUUCUGCCUUCUCUGGAUUCUUUGCUCUAGGAAAACAAACAAACAAACAGAAUGCUGUAACUUUCCUCUGAAAUUAAUUUUCUUUGCUUUCUAUAGAGAUAGAAAUAAUAUGAAGGAAUUGCUUGAGCAUAGUGAGAACCAAAUACCUGUUUCCUCAGUCGUACAUAACAAUCAAGCUGUGACAUGUACAUCUAGUGCGCCUCUGUUGGAAAGGACUGUCCCCAAAAAAUUCCAUACUGCUUACUCCUGUUUGAUAUUACAGAAGGAUUAAAACAAAACAAAACAAAUCAAAACAAAAAACAACAAACACCGCACAUUCAUUACUUUUAUGAGCUACAGACCAUUACAGGUCGGAACUUCCCUCUGAAAGGCUCCCCGAGAGAGUUUGCCUGUGGGGACUCCAAGGGCUCCAUCAGCUCCUGAAAUGCUCCCACAGCUGCUGGGUAGUCAGUGGCUUCUCCAUUUUGAAAUGCCCUUCCAAACCUGAACUCCAAAAAUGGAUGCUGUGUCUUUUCACUUAAAUACUUGGCUUUCCCUCUACCAAACCAGAAAGAGGCCAUUUAUUUCUUAUGAGGUCAUCUCCAAUCUCCAUUGCUGCCUUUUGUACCCACUAAGAAGUUUUCUUCCACGUGCAGUUGACAGCUGGGUGUCAUAAAACCUUAAAAGGGCAAUAACUUUGAUCAGUUAAACUUCUUGUUUAUGAUUUUAUUAAUAGUUACCCCAUAUCUAUAAUUUAAAAAAAAGAAGAUAGCAUUGUGUUGUAAAACUAGGCUGUGAUUUUGCUGAUUCAAUGCUGAUGGCCAGUUGCUCUCAGCAUUGUUCUGGGUAUCUGAUGAUUAAGGUUCAGUGACGGAGAAAAAAAUCUGUUCAGUGAAAAUAGCCUUUUGCUAAGGAAUGGCGAAGUAGAAUUAAGUCCACCUUUUAAAGCUCUAUGUCCUUCUCUUUAAGAGCUCUAGAAAGAAGUGCUGGUGGGUGUUUUGGAAUAUUUUUACUUAUUUUCAUCCAAUACUUAGUCCCAAAUCCAGCUCCAGUAGUCAUUUCCAUUCAUUCAGAAGCAUGGAAUAUACCUCAGUCCCUGAAUUCCAUUAAAUGACUUUGUUUGAACUGGAUUAAUCUUUUUGUCUUGUUUUUGCUUGGAGACUUCUUGUUACUAGUUAUUAUUACAUUUUAAUCAAAUUCCCAUACUGGAAUUUAGUGUCAGCAUAGGUUUGUAGGGCUCCAGUUAAUACUAGAGAGUGCCUCCAAAACCGGGCAGCUGGAUUUGGGCUGCUGGGACCCGAGUCAUUCGUACAGCUUAUUUGCACUGUCCUUUCCUCCAAACCCCUCCAAAACAGGCCAAGGAUGGCCUGAAGAGCAGGUAACUUGUCUUUGAGGAUCAGGUACAGCCUGCUGGCUUUCAGUUGUGUGCUUCCAUGUCAGGAUUAUUCAAAACACAUUUUUUGGAAGGUGUGUGAGAAUCUGACUAUAUGGCCAGGAAUUUGAACAAAAGCUACGGGAGACUGGCAGCACUCCAGUGAUUUGUUGGUAUCCUCAUUACAACUUUGGAGGUGUCCUGACAGAGUUACAGCAGAACCCACAUUAGAUUGACUCAAUGACAUAAACUCAAUUCAGCUACUAUCCAUUUCUUCCCCUAUCACACUUCUGUCUUUGAACACAAUUUCAGGGGGAAAAAAAAAUCAGAUGCUACAAUAUAGACAUGUAUGCUAUAUUGGCCUCACUCAUGUAAUAUAUCUGUAUCUGUUUCCGAAAAUGUUGCAGUGCGAUGUAAAAAAUAAAAAUUGUGUUCUUGGCUUUUCCACUUACCAAUUAAUUUCUCUUCUUAAGUAAUCCUGGUAGCCUUCAUCUUCUCAAAACACAAUACAAUUUAUUUUCUGUGAAGUCAUUUUCAUGGAAAUUGUGAGAUUCCAUUUUUAAAUUAAAAAG